Molecule: messenger RNA, 1283 nt
Organism: Marmota flaviventris (yellow-bellied marmot)
Lineage: Eukaryota; Metazoa; Chordata; Mammalia; Rodentia; Sciuridae
Product: apolipoprotein L3-like
Biological process (GO): lipoprotein metabolic process; lipid transport
Cellular component (GO): membrane; extracellular region
Molecular function (GO): lipid binding
Source: RefSeq, a predicted model, not a curated record
GUCACUACCCAGAGGCACACUCUGCGACUGCAUCCCUACAGCGGAGGACAGCUGGGUCGGGUGGGAGCUCAGCCAGGGGAAGACUCCUUGCCUGGACGCCGCUCGGAGCUGUAAGGAAAACCUCUCAGAGACAUGACCGACCACGACCCCAGCAAGGCCUGCCCAGACGGCAAGAGCCUCACUGAGGAUGCCAUUGAGUAUUUGCAGAGCGUGGUGAGCAGAGAGGACCUGGAGCUCCUGCUGACCGAAGAGGCCUGGGAGAGCCUCGUGGCUGAGGCUGAUUUGUCCAGGGAGGAAGCAGAUGCGCUGUACGAGGCUCUGAAUAAGCUUAGAGGAGACAUGGCCCUGGAGGACGAGGACAUGCUCCAAACCCACAUGCAGGACAGGGAGAGGUUCCUGCAAGAGUUUCCGCAGGUAAAAGCGGAGCUGGAGGAGUGCAUAGAGAAGCUCCGCGCCCUGGCAGACAGGGUUGACAAGGUGCACAAGGACUGCACCAUCUCCCACGUGGUGGCCAACUCCACCGGUGCCGCCUCUGGAGUCCUCACCAUCCUUGGCCUGGCCCUGGCACCUGUGACGGCAGGAGUCAGUCUGGCCCUCUCGGCCACUGGGGUGGGGCUGGGAAUAGCCGCUGCUGUGACAACCGUCUCCACUAGCAUCGUCGAGCAUUCAAGCACUGUGUCCGCCACAGAAGAAGCCAGCAGCCUCGUGUCAAAGAACGCGAGCAAUGCGAAGGCCGUUGCCCAGAUCGUGGGCCACAAUGCACCCAAGGCCAUUUCCUUGACCAAGAACUUCAUCCAAGUACUGGGCGACAUUGGGAAGCACAUCCGGGCCAUCAAGCUGGCCAAAGCCAACCCCCGCUUAGUAUCCAGUGCCCGGCGCCUCAUGACGACCGGGAGAAUCUCAAUCCGAAAUGGCAAGCAGGUACAGAGAGCCUUUGGAGGCACUGCUCUGGCCAUGACCAAAGGGGCCCGGAUCAUGGGUGCAGCCACCGCAGGCAUCUUCCUUCUGAUGGACGUGAUCGACCUCGUGCAAGAGUCGAAGCAUUUGCAUGAGGGGGCAAAGGCAGAGUCGGCUCAAGAGCUGAGGCAGAAGGCUCAGGAGCUGGAGGAGAAGCUGCAAGAACUCAUCCAGACCCACGAGAGGCUGCAGUUGGACCCGUCGCCAUGACACCUCUCCUCAAGCAGCACGGAGGUCAGGGGACACGUGCUGGACAGAGGAAUGCCUGCCUGGGGGCGUUUUAUUAUAUGGGAGAGAGAGAGAGAAAUAAAGCCUUUGAAACUGAG